CAUGGGCUGGGGGCCCGGGCCCGGGGGCCGCCCGCCGGGCCUCCCGCUGCCGCCGCCGCUGCUGCUGCUGCUGCUGCUCGGCCAGGCCCGCGGCGGCCCCGGAGCGCCGGGCGCGGACGGUUUGAAUGUCUGUGCCACUUGCCAUGAGCAUGCUACCUGCAAGCAAGAAGAGGGGAAGAAGAUGUGUAUUUGCAACUAUGGAUUUGUGGGCAAUGGGAGAACCCAGUGUAUUGAUAAAAAUGAGUGUCAGCUUGGAGCCACCGUGGUCUGUGGGAACCACACAUCUUGCCACAACACGCUCGGGGGCUUUUAUUGCAUCUGCCUAGAAGGCUACCGAGCCACGAACAAUGACACGACCUUCAUCCCCAACGACGGCACCUUCUGCGCAGACGUAGAUGAGUGUGAGUCUUCUGGCCUGUGUGGGCAUGGCGCGCGGUGUGUGAACACACAAGGCAGCUUUGAAUGCUACUGUCUGGAUGGAUACUCUCCAAGGAACGGGCCUGUGCCUUUCCACCCAGCCCGGGAGGCCACGUCAUGCACAGCCAUAGACUGUGGUCCCCCUCCUGACGUCCCAGAUGGCUACGUCCUAGGAAAUUAUACCUCUCAGCUUGGAAGUCAGGUCCGUUAUGCUUGCAAAGAGGGAUUUUUCAGUGACUCAGAGGAUAUAGUCUCCAGCUGCACUUCCUCAGGCACCUGGGAGUCUCCAAAACUAAUUUGCCAAGAGAUCAACUGUGGCCAUCCUCCUGAAGUGCAGCAUGCCUUCCUGGUGAAGAACCACAGCUCCAGCCUAGGUGGUGUGGCUCAUUACAGGUGCCAGGAGGGCUUUGAGAGCCCAGCAGGACCCAUCACUUCCGUCUGCACAGAGAAAGGCACCUGGAGUGAAAGUCCUCUGACUUGCACAGAAAUAAUCACAAAAAUCAGCGACCUCUCCGUGUUUAAUAAGACCUGUGUGAGGUGGCAAGUAAACCCAGGCAGCCUGCCGUCCAGGACGACGUACGUGAUCCACAUCAAAGGACAACAGCUGGACCCUCAGGACUUGCCACACGAGGAGACCGUCACCUUGACCACCGACAGCAGGACCCCAGCAGUGUGCCUGGCUCUGCAGCAGGCCACCAACUACACCGUGAGCAUUACCACUGCCCCUCCCAGACGCUCAGUGCCAGCCGUCAUUGGGUUCGAGACAGCUGUCGAACAGCCUGUCAGCAACGUCUCGGUAUUCAAUGACACCUGCCUUCGCUGGAGACACAGGAAGACAGCUGGCCUCCAGGAGAUGUACCUAUUCCACGUUCAGGGCCAGAGAUGGUACCAGAAAGAAUUUGCCCAGGAAGUGGUCUUCAACAUCAGCACCAGCAGCCAGACCCCCGAGGUGUGUUUGUCUCUGCGUCCGGGUACCAACUACAGUGUCAGCAUCCAGGCUUUGUCGUCUAAACUGCCUGUGGUCGUCUCCCUGACAACCCCAAUAACAGACCCGCUGCUCCCGGAAGUGGACUUCCACACUGUGCACGGAGGGCCCCUCCCUCGCCUGAGACUGAGGAGAGCCUCGGAGGCAAAUGGACCCAUCAGCAACACUUCUAAUGCUGAUGGAUACGUGGCUGCAGAACUACUGGCCAAGGAUGUUGCAGAUGAUGUCAUGGAGCUCUCUAUCGGAGAUAGGCUAUACUAUGGGAAAUAUUACAAUGCACCCUUGAAAACAGGCAAUGAUUACUGCAUUAUAGUGCGAAUCACAAGUGAAUGGAAUCAGGACAGAAGAGUCUCCUGUGCUGUGUGGGCUCGGGUGAAAGGUUCCUCAAUCACGCUGCAGCAGAUAGCGGGCAUUGGGCUGGGCUCCGUGGCUGUUGUGGUGGUCCUUGCAACCCUCUCUUUCACUGCAGUGUGAUUCUUCUACACGAUUCUGCAUGGGAGGAUGAGAAGCUGCUGGGGGCCCAUAAUGUGACAAGUCCUUGGAUGUCUGCUUACAGGCUGCCCGUGGCUUCUGUCUCCAGGUGUACUUGCACAGUUUUCCCCAUUCCCAAUGGGGUCUUGAUCUCCGAUUCAGGACGGGAGCUCUCCGUGGAAACCCCUAGCGGAGAGAGCUCAGGUACCAUGUGCGUCGUUCCUGCUGCAGCACACCAGGUCUGUGUCCACGACCGGGAGCUCCUCGACAGUCAGCGAAUUUCUGAUCAUGGGCUCCAGACCCUGCGUCGGGCACCGAAUGGUGCCUGAGAGAAUCCUCCCAUAGACGUUGGCUGCAGGAAUCUCCUCCUCUUCCUUUCUAGCACAUUCAUGAAAUAAUCCAGGGUUCGUCCUCUCUCUGCCAGUAGGCAGUGGGAUGAACUUCACUUUGGGCUCAGAAUUGGCUCCAUGAAGGAGGUCAUUGAAGAUCUUACAGAGCGCUAGCCCGGGUAGCAUACAGAGUCAGCCAGCUUUAGAGAAGCAGCCCCUCGCCUCCAGUUCAUGGGCCAGCGGGUGAGAAAGUGUGCCACUUUCCAUGAGUUCCCUGCCCUGUCAAGCGGGCAACAUUGCUUUCAUACUCUUGAGUUGUUGUAAUAUGUAUUAAAAAACCCACAAGUCUUCAUUCAGCAGAGAUACUGUAAUUUAAACUCUUCUUUCCUUCCUCAAGAAUGUUUAUAGUAGCUUGAGUUAAUGUUUUACUGCCAAGUAUCUCUCUGAAGUGCUCUGCACCUUCCUUUAUUUCUUUGUUUUGCUGUGGGGGUAUCUAGGGGUCACACCCAGACUCCUCGCCAUGCUCAGGGCACUAUAUAGGAUGCCAGGGGUAGAACCCGGGCCAGCCACAUGUAGGGCGAGUACCUUCCCUGCCGUACUAUCUCUCCGACCCUGCAUCUCUCUUUAGAUUUGGUGCUAGUGUGGUUUGUCAAGGCAGGUGCUCUCCCACCCUGCCCAGGGUUGUGUAGUUAGUGGGUGGAGACAGAAUCAUGCUCCUGGCCAGAGUCUACGCAUAUUUACAGUGAGGCCAGUACAAUGUGGAUGGCACGAGCAUCCCUUUAUCCACUCAGAAGCUCUUAUCGGGCCAUGAACCAUGACAUAGGAGAUAAUAGCAGUCCUGGGCCUGGGUCAAUAGGCUGAACCUCCAGAUGGAGGGUAUUAGAUUAGACUUAAAAACCUGAACCAGUUAUGUGUUGUAUGUGAUAUGUGCAUGCAUUAUACACACAUGUAAACACACACACGCAAAGCAAAAAUAAAUAAAUAAAUAAAUAAAAGCCUGACUCAAUAAUCCUUA
Messenger RNA from Sorex araneus (European shrew), 3217 nucleotides. It is a transcript of the gene SUSD1, whose product is annotated as sushi domain containing 1. Gene Ontology annotation, molecular function: calcium ion binding. Bases 2 to 1876 code for a protein of 624 amino acids. The transcript is spliced from 15 exons. The record is from RefSeq and is a predicted model, not a curated record. NCBI's taxonomy places the organism in Eukaryota, Metazoa, Chordata, Mammalia, Eulipotyphla, Soricidae.